AUGCCAAGCUAUGUGAAAUUCCUCAAGGGUAUACUUGAUAACAAAAGAAAGAUCAGGGGAAAUGAAAUAGUUGCAUUAACAUACGAGUGCAGUGCGCUGUUUCAAAAUAACAUCCCUACCAAAAUGAAAGAUCUUGGGAGUUUGACAUUACCCUGCUCAAUAAGGGGAAAAAAGGUCGGGAACACGCUGUGUGAUUUGGGGGCAAGUAUAAACCUAAUGCCCUUGUUGAUCUUCAAGAAGCUAAAUAUCAGCAGCGCAAGACCAACCACGAUUACAUUACAGUUGGCCGAUAGAUCGAUAACGCAUCUCGAGGGAAAAUUAGAGAAUGUACUCGUGCAAGUAGAUAAGUUUAUCUUUCCUGCUGACUUUAUCAUAUUAGAUUAUGAAGCUGAUAGAGAAGUGCCUAUCAUCUUGGGUCGCCCAUUUCUUGCAAUAGGGCAAGCACUGAUCGAUGUACAAAAAGGAGAACUCACCAUCAGGGUUGACGAUCAGCAAGUGAAGUUCAAUGUUCUCAAUGCAUUGAAAUACCCAAGCGAUAUGGAGAAUUGUCAGUAUGUUGAGGAAUUGCAGGAAGAACCUUGGCACGAACCCCUAGAAGAAUUGAAGGAAGAAGAUUUUGGAAUCGGCGCAAUAUGGGAGGAAAAUUGUGCCCCAAUUCAAAUUGAACAGAUUUUGAAACGAUCAAGUUAUCUGAGCGAACAUUGCAAUGCACUAAGCCAUCCUUGGAAGAACCACCCGUGCUAG
Molecule: messenger RNA, 744 nt
Organism: Benincasa hispida (wax gourd)
Lineage: Eukaryota; Viridiplantae; Streptophyta; Magnoliopsida; Cucurbitales; Cucurbitaceae
Source: RefSeq, a predicted model, not a curated record